Molecule: messenger RNA, 5692 nt
Organism: Epinephelus fuscoguttatus (brown-marbled grouper)
Lineage: Eukaryota; Metazoa; Chordata; Actinopteri; Perciformes; Serranidae
Gene: prob1
Product: proline-rich basic protein 1
Exons: 5
Coding region: 185-2563 (792 amino acids)
Cellular component (GO): nucleoplasm
Source: RefSeq, a predicted model, not a curated record
CUCUAUGUGUCUCCCCUGUCUGUGCUCUGUUACUAACACCCCGCCUCUUUCUCUCUCUCUGGAUGAGCAGCCAGUCGGUGUCGAUCGUCCAGACGAUCUGGAGCACUGUAGGACCUGAACCUCCUGAACCGGCUCUUACAGAUCAAAGACCCAAAGAGUUCUGGACAAACAGAAACUUUAAACCAUGAACAACAGACUGGACCAAAGAGGAAGAGGAAGUGGAGCAGGUGCAGGUGCAGGAGCAGGAGGAGGAGGAGAGAGGGAGUUCUUUCUCAGCACUCACCGCUGCCCUGAAGUUGACCUGCUGCCACAUCACAGCUGUCAGACACAGAUUCCUCCACCAUGUUCAGUAGUUCCUGCAGAGACAAGCUGUGAUGUCACCUGUCAAGGUCAGACUGAGGAAAAUUACCUGGACAUUUCCUCCACCUGCUGCUCUAAAGAAGAGGAGGAAGAAGAAAAGGAGGUAAAGGUGGAGGAGGAUGAAGAGGGGAGCGUCAGCGACUGGUCGGAGGAAGAUCUCUCGCUCCACUUCUCUCCAUCUGUCAUCCUCCCGUCAGACGAGGAAGAGUCCGAUCCAGAAAGCGGCUUUGAGUGUAUCGAUGUCACCAUGGAUACACAGGUAAAAGGUUCAGAGGGGGAGGGGCAAAAGAUGGUCCCAAAACGAUUGAUUCAACUGAAGAAGAAAAACAACAACGCUGAAAACAACACUGAGAAACUGCAGGUGAUACUGAAGGACGGACCUGCUGAAGGGGGAGGAGCUUACAGUGAGGUGUCAGCCAAGGAAUUGCUCUGUCCUACCAUCCAUCGCUGCCCUGACCUGUUGCUACGGCAACACAGUAUGCCCGCCUCCCUCCACAUGCACUCGACCACCAGCAGUGACGUUGAAAGCUACAGGGUCUACAGGGGCCUGGUGGGAGGGGCCAGUCCAGGAUUUGCUGUCGGAGAUGUUGGAAUGUCAGCGCCGAGGCAGCGGCUGCAGAAGUCAUUCUCUUUGGAUGAAACCAAAACAAAAAUGGCAUCCUGCAUCAUUAAGAGUGUUCUGUCAAAGAAGAUGCAGGUGGAGCAGAACACCUGGAAAACUUCCGAACUGCAGAAGAAACCUGAGAUGGGCCUCCAUCAGCAGGGGAGGGAGGGGGGAGGAGGAGGCGUGUCUAAAGCUCCAGUUCACGUGGUCAGAGAUGUGAGGAGUUUACUUAAAAACACCUACAGCCUGUCUUUCUCCACAACAACACAUGACAAUAACAACCAGACAUCAAGUUUCAAGUUGAUCACUCAGCAGGACAGCCCCCCCCCCACCUACCAGCAGGCGAUGGGGGUCAAAGGUUCACUGAAUGCCCGAGGACAUGUCACCAAAGUUACUGCAGCUCUCAGCCAAUCACAGGACAGGGAUCAGAGCAACAGACUCAGUCAACAAAGACACGGCAGCGAGCCAAUGAUAAGAGAGGCGGAUGAUGUCACCUGGCCUGUCAGCAGUGACCAAGCAGGGAGAACCGGAGGUGUGAGUCACCAGGCUGGGACCUCCCUCCCCCCCUCAGUGUUUGUCCCGCCCACCCCUCCCUCCUCCAUCAGACACCCCCAGGGGACCAAGCCUCCACCCUCCACCCAGGAUGAGGAUCUGGUCCUGGGGUUGAUGUCUCAGUCUGCCCCAAAAACCUCGCACCAGAUCCUACACCCAUGUUUAUACACCCCCUCCGCCCUGCCGGUCUCCCCCCCCACCCUGCAGCCCCCCUCUGCCCUGCCAGUCUUCCCCCCCACUCUGCAGCCCCCCUCUGCCCUGCCAGUCUUCCCCCCCACUCUGCAGCCUUUCUCUGCCCUGCCGGUCUUCGCCCCCACCCUGCAGCCCCACCCGGAGAGGGUGAGCUUCAUCCAGACCGAGCUGCAGGCAGUUCCUCCUCUUCGCCUACUGAAGAGGUCUGAGGAGAACUGGUUGACUGGGAGCACCUCCGACCACCUGGACGCCUUCAUCAGGACCAGGACUGCAAGAGACCAUGACAACAACAGCAACACAGUGACACCUGCAACACAGGAGCAACAUGAGCAACACAAGCAACAUGAGCAACAGCAACCUCAACAGCAACUUCAGCAGCAGCAGUUUCUGUGCAGCCUUCAGGGUUUCUUACCUGCACAGGUGGGCAGUGACUUCCUCAUCGAAAUCCCGGGUGCUGCUGCAGCACCUAGGGCCCUCCUCAGUAGCCCCGCCCCCCAUGGUUGUCCCGCCCCCAUACACAUGAUGCUAGAACCGAAAAGUGGGCGGUACUUCUACGUGGAUGCGCCCCCACCACCUCAGAGGAAAAUGCUGCUGGAUCCAGAAACUGGUCAGUACAUCCAGGUGUUCCUACCUGCAGCCAGAUCCGCCCCCAACACCGGCGUAUUCCCAGUGCGCUGCGCAAACUCCACCCCCACUGUGAUGCACGUUGCACCCGCCAUGGUAAACCCCGCCCCCACCAUCCUGUCAGUGAUGCAGUUCCAGGCGCCGGUUGCCAUCUCCUCUCUGUACGCACCACCCUCCCUCCCAUCCACACUGCACCGACCAUCAGUGAACUUCACCCAUACAGCACCGUGAUGACAUCAUCAUCUCCAUGCAGAUCAAACUUCCUGUUUUCAGAGUUCAGUAAAAAUCACGACAUCAUUAACAAACUGUAAAUCAUAAUCAAACAACAACAAAUAAACAUGAUUGUUGAACUGAGUCUGCGCAAUAUCACUUUCAGUGUGAUUAUUAAUUAUCGAUUAUUGAUAAUUGAUAGUUGGUUACAGAUGUGUCUGUCGUCAUGACAACAUUUCACCUCAUACUGUUUUUGGGUUGUUGUUUGAUUUUAUUUUUGGAAGUUGAUGACCUGAAACCAAAAACACACAAAGAAGAGAUAAAUUCAUUUAUUUUAUUUUUGCAUUGUGAAACAACAUGGAAUAAUCACAUCGUUAAAAAAUGAAAACAAUCACACAAAAACAAUAUUAUAUUAUACAAUAAUACAAAAUUAAUAUAGCUUAAACUUUAAGAACCAGAAACACAAAUACAAACAACAAUGUGACAUCAUACGAUUAUUUAUUUAUUGAUUUAUUUACGUUCAUGAUUUUUACUAAUAAAUCAAAAAAUAAUGCGCUGUCAGUUCGGUGUGCUGCAGGGCUCCAUACUGGGAACCAGUUUAUUUUCAGUACUGGAAAUUUUACUGUUUGGAAAACACUACACAUGUCUCUGUUACAGUGACAGAAAAUACUUUUAAUAUUUAAUAUUUCCUGUUUUUUGUUUCUUUAUUCGACAGAAAUGUUUGAUCAAGUUUAAACUUUUGAUCUCAUGUUUUAAUCUUUUGAUCUCAUGUCGAAACAUUUGAUCUCAUGUUUUAAACUUUUGAUCUCAUGUUUUUUUUUUAACUUUUGAUCUCAUGUUUUAAACUUUGAUCUCAUUUUUAACAUCUGAUCUCAUGUUUUAAACUUUUGAUCUGAAGUUUUUAAGUUUUGAUCUCAUGUUUUUAACUUCUGAUCUCAUGUUUUAUACUUUUGAUCUCAUGUUUUAAACUUUUGAUCUCGUGUUUUUUUUAACUUUUGAUCUCAUGUUGAAACGUUUGAUCUCAUGUUUUUAACUAUUGAUCUCAUGUUUAAACUUCAUGAAAAUGAUUUGAUAAUUCAGGUUUAUUCUGUCUUCACUUCUGAGACAACACAAAUACAUAGGGUUGUUUUUCUUUCACUAUGAUUGUCAUUUUCACGAAAAGUUUUCAGGUUGUGAAAAGUUUAAAAAAACAAAUAUGUAGUUUUAUAUUAAAAAAAUGUCAUGUUGAUGAAGAAAGGUUUGUUUUGUCACUUUUUGUUUAGUUUUGUUUUUACGGUCACAAUAUUAAAAAUAUUUUUUUUUAUUUUUUGAUGUUAUAAAUAAACAUAAAUGAAAACUAAGAAUUUGUUUUGUUUGUUUUUGUUUUGGUUUGUGUAUCCUUCCUGCUUAUGGUGUAAAUAUAUUGAGGUAUCCAUGGCAACAGACACCAUCGUGAGGAAAAGUACAAACAAUAAAAAAUGUUAUAAUGAAACAGCUGUGAAAUUAAGAUUAUAAAGUCCAUUCAGUUUUAAAUGGUGAACUCAUUGAGCUAUGACAUCACACUGAGGUGCAGUUCUGAUUGGCUCAUUGACAGAGGCAGUUUGUUGACUUUAGAAUGAGACUGAAACAGAUCGUCAUGUUUCAUGUUCUCUAGUCUCGCCACCAGACAAUCAGAGAUCUCCGCCUUCUGAUAGUUUGGGGACACUCCUUUCUAAAGUGUCUUUAACACACCGGCGAAAACGGCCGGCAACAAAGCAACACCUCUUGCAUUUUUGAAAAGGACACGCCUUCUCGGAAAUGUGCGCUCCCCCUUUUCUCCUCCGCAAGGAAACAAACACACAGAGAGCUUGAAAAUGGAUGCCGAGAGAUUAAACUGUGUUUUAUCAAACGUGUGCUCAUCCGUGAAGAAAAUAUUUUUUCCAGUGGAUGUCUUAGUUAUAACUUGAUUGAGCUAACUGGAGUAGUUUCAUGUCGUAUCCGACAACGGGAGGCUUUUAACAGAUGACGUCCUGAUGUUAGCUUUGCUGCUAACUUGGUGUUAGCUGUCCCUGUCAGCUGCAGCCACUGAUGCUUUCUAGACAUUGUGAUUUCCCAAAACUGAAUAAAUACCACACAUAGCAACACAAAACUGCUUUGCUAGCUCAAUCAUGUUGUAACUAAGAUAUCCGCUGGAAAAGAUAUUUUUUUCACAGACCGUUUAAUGAGUUAUUACCUAUUACAGACAUCGCUAACAGCUAACAGGGCUAACAGCUAAUGGUUAGCCCAGCUAAGCGUGCACACAGAAAUAGUAAUGUUUGUUCAAUCACUGUGUUUAUAGACUUUACAAACAUCGGAUUAGUCUAAACGGUGAUACAGUGAUGUGAAAAAUGUGAUAUAUAUACAUUUAGCUAUAUAUAUAUUUAGCUAAAAGCUCUGCUGGUUUUCUACCUGGAAGUAUUUGUAAACAACAAGGCGAUUCCCUCUAUAGUCCGGUCGGACGGAUGAGUCAUGGCCUUGUAACAGAUUAUGUUUGUUUCUUUUAGUUGGCGAGAAUGUGUCGCCGCAAAUGCGACAAACAUCCACUAACGCUGACAGCGUUUUCUGCGAGCGCAACUUGAGCCAUUUUGUACCGCUACACGUGUUUCUAGUGGGACUAUGUUUACGAGCACAAGAGUUCAGCGAGCCACCGAAGGACCGCCCUGCAGAUUUACUAUUGGUUCUGCAACGUAGGGAGUUUUUUUAAACUCUGAAAUUGUAUCCGCCCAUCUAAACACAAAAUCAGGGAGAAAGUCAUCAGUCUUUAGUUAAGCAAAGCAUCUAAAGACUGACUUGUGAGUCUACAUGUUCUCAGUCUGAUUCAUUCAUUUAUGUCUGACCACAACUGGAAGGUAACUGACCUGAGUACUCAAGUAACUUCACGCAAGUUCAAAUUCAAGAUACUUUUACUUUAGUAUUUCCAUUUCCUGCUCCACUAUCUGUCCAUUGAAACCCAUGCAUCUCCAGAUGUUGGAUGUUUGUCAUAAACUGAAAGAUGAAGUGUUCCUUUAUGUGUCGAUGUUUGUGAUAAACUGAAGGAUGAAGUGUUCCUUUAUGUGUUGGAUGUUUGUGAUAAACUGAAGGAUGAAGUGUUCCUUUGUGUGUUGGAUGUUUGUGAUCAAUUGAAGGAUGAAGUGUUCCUUUAUGUGUCGGUGU